Camellia sinensis is the source of this 1495-nucleotide messenger RNA. RefSeq names its product heterogeneous nuclear ribonucleoprotein 1. Gene Ontology annotation, molecular function: RNA binding. Gene Ontology annotation, biological process: regulation of gene expression. Gene Ontology annotation, cellular component: chromatin; nucleoplasm. The record is from RefSeq and is a predicted model, not a curated record. Lineage: Eukaryota; Viridiplantae; Streptophyta; Magnoliopsida; Ericales; Theaceae.
CUCGAUAGUAAAUCAGACCCGUAUCACAAACCCUAGCCUUCUUGCUCUUCGUCUCACUGCAAAUCGCUCAAAGGAGAUUCAAACCGGAGAGAGAUAGCUCGAUUUAUGGGUUCGAAAUCGAAGAGUCACAACCCACACACAGGCGAUGGAGCGAGUCCUGGGAAGAUCUUCAUCGGUGGAUUAGCAAAAGAUGCAACUCAUGCUACUUUUGUUAAGCACUUUGGAAAAUAUGGGGAGAUUACAGACUCAGUGAUAAUGAAAGAUCGGUACACGGGGCAGCCGAGGGGUUUUGGAUUCAUCACCUAUGCUGACCCGUCAGUUGUUGACCAGGUUAUUGAAGAUACCCACAUCAUCAAUGGAAAACAGGUUGAGAUUAAAAGAACCAUUCCGAAAGGAUCUGGCCAAUCAAAGGAUUUCAAAACAAAGAAAAUAUUUGUUGGGGGUGUGCCAUCUGCAGUCACUGAAGAUGAGUUGAAGAAUUUCUUCUCAAAGUAUGGGAAAGUUGUUGAACACCAGAUUAUUCGUGAUCAUGAGACCAACCGUUCUCGAGGUUUUGGAUUUGUAAUAUUCGACAGUGAGGAAGUUGUUGAUGAAAUGGUAUCCAAUGGAAAUAUGAUUGAUAUGGCGGGUACCCAGGUGGAGAUCAAGAAAGCAGAACCAAAGAAAGCCUCAAACCCUCCUCCUGCUCCUGCACAUGGUAGCAACUCUAGGGCUCGUUCUUUCAAUGAUGGCUUUGGUGAAUUUGGCGGUUCCUAUGGGGGCUUUGAUGGCGGGUUUGGCCCUGGCCCCUAUAGGACACCUGGAGGUAUUGGCAGUAGGUUUGGUGGAUAUGGUGGGUACGGUAGCGGUGGAAGUGAAUUUGGUGGUUAUGGAGGUUUUGGCAGCAGUAGCUUAGGAGGCUACCGAGGUGAAUCUUCCCUUGGUUAUUCUAGUCGCUUUGGACCCUAUGGUGGUGGGUUUAGUGCCGGUUAUGGUGGCAGUGGUUUAGGUGGAUAUGGCCGAGGCGAAGGUUAUGGGAGUUAUGGGGGUUCAAGCUAUGAUGCUUAUGAGUCUGGUCCUGGUGCUAGUUAUGGUGGAGCAAGUGGGCUGUAUGGAAGGGGAGGCUAUAGUGGCAGUAGCCGGUACCAUCCUUAUGCAAGGUAGAAAAGGCAAGCUUUGCCUUAGAGGUUUCUCACAGGUUUCUCUAGUUUCCUGCAUUAUAUAUCGUGGAUUGAUAGGUGCUAUCACAUGAGUACUAGAGGUGUCUCCUACCAUUGCAACUGAUGACGCAUUUAAAGAUCAGAAUCUAUUGUAUGUCUUAGAUGAACCUUGUAGUGUUUUAGAUUUAUAUUUGGUGUCUGCUGUGGUGAUCUAGCUUAAUCUCUCUAGUUUGUUAUGUAGAACAUAGCAUCUUGUUUGUGAGCUUGCUACAUUUUCCUCUAGUUGAAUUAGAAUUAGACGUUUCUCGUGUAAUAAAUUUAUUUAGCUUUUAUGUUUACUUUUUUAGCAUUUUUGA